AUGAGCGACACGGUCCCUGAGGGGUCCGUAAGCCCGGUUUUUCGAACCGGCAGUGGAAAUGUGGCUCUCGGAAUCGCUGUCAUUGCAUUCAUGUCUAUUGCGCUAUACAACGCUCUGGAGCUCUCGGUGCUCAUUCCACUAAGCUUCAGAAGAUAUAACAGCCUAUAUUUCUGGGCACUAUUGAUAUCUACUGUUCUCGGCGUGAUACCGGCUACAAUCGGCCCUAGCCUGGAGUUCUUCAACCUGUCACCUUUGUGGCUUAGCCUAACACUAUCCAACAUUGGCUUCGUGUGCAUGGUGCCAAAUCAAUCGGUAGUGCUUUACUCACGGCUGCACCUGGUAUCUCAGAACCCAACUGUGUUGUCGAUGGUGCGUUGGCUCGUCAUUGCCGGGGGCUUUGUUGUCAUUCCCACUAUUGUCAUGAACUUCGGAUCCAGCUAUCGCCCACAGGAAUCAUCGUGGACCAGCGGAUUCAAUGUCCUUGAACGCCUACAGUUGACCUGGUUCGCGACACAGGAGAUGUGUAUAUCCUCAAUUUAUAUCUGGGAAACUAUACAGUUGAUUCGUCUCAGCCCGAAGGAGGACAAGAGACGACACAAGAUCUUAUAUGAACUUAUUGCCAUCAAUGUUGCAGCUAUCUGCAUGGAUAUAUCGUUGUUGGUACUUGAGUACUUGGGGUUCUAUUACACGCAGGUGAUAUUCAAGGCCACUGUUUAUAGCGUGAAGCUGAAACUGGAGUUUGCAGUGCUUGGAAUGUUGGUCUCGAUUGUUCGUUCGCACUCAGAGUCGGCGCCACCAACGUGGCAAGCCGACUGGACUUCAUCAACGUUCUCAUAA
This is a messenger RNA of Penicillium verhagenii, 837 nucleotides long. RefSeq lists its product as uncharacterized. The record is from RefSeq and is a predicted model, not a curated record. The transcript has a single exon. Lineage: Eukaryota; Fungi; Ascomycota; Eurotiomycetes; Eurotiales; Aspergillaceae. Bases 1 to 837 code for a protein of 278 amino acids.